Molecule: messenger RNA, 477 nt
Organism: Schistosoma mattheei
Lineage: Eukaryota; Metazoa; Platyhelminthes; Trematoda; Strigeidida; Schistosomatidae
Source: the annotation of a GenBank genome assembly
AUGUUCAAAUUAAUGGCAAACUACAAAGUAGCUGAUCUUGGUUGUGGUGAUGGAAGAUUAAGUCAGUUAUUGCCUAGUAAUUACGAAGUGUACUCUUUUGAUCUUGUCUCCGUAAACGAACAUGUCAUUGCUUGUGAUAUGGCUCAUACACCUCUUAAAAACAGCGAAGUUGAUAUCGCAGUGUUUUGCUUAUCUUUAAUGGGAACCAAUUGUUCAGAAUUCUUGUAUGAAGCGAAUCGCAUUUUGAAAUCUGGUGGUGUUCUGAUAAUCGUUGAUGUAACUAGCAGAUUUGAUGGAAAAUUCAAUGAUUUUUUGAAAAAACUAAAGCGUUAUGGGUUCGCUAAACAAUUUUCAGAGAUAACUAGCGAUACGUACUUUGUUCGUGCUCUUCUUCGCAAAGCAUCUUCUUGUUCCUCAGAGCUUGUGCACAGUUUACCGAAACUAAACUUGAAACCAUGCUCUUAUAAAAAAAGAUGA